Molecule: messenger RNA, 189 nt
Organism: Gilbertella persicaria
Lineage: Eukaryota; Fungi; Mucoromycota; Mucoromycetes; Mucorales; Choanephoraceae
Exons: 2
Molecular function (GO): metal ion binding; mRNA binding
Source: RefSeq, a predicted model, not a curated record
UAUAAAACUGAACAUUGUAGAAAUUGGGAUGAAAAGGGUUUCUGCAGAUAUGGAAAAAGAUGUCGUUAUGCCCAUGGUACAGAAGAAUUACGUCCAAUAUUACGCUCAAAUCAAUACAAGACAAAGAUUUGCCGUGCUUAUCAUGAAAAUGGUACUUGCUCUUAUGGAAUUCGGUGUACUUUUAUUCAC